AUCUAUUGCAGUUGCUGACAUCCCAAGAGCAAACUUCAAAUUCAGUUUAAUUUGUCAACCUUAAGUCUUUCAACACAGACCCUUAGCCACAUCAUUCAACCAAAAACCCUAGGUUAAAGCUAUCAUUCUUAUUAUUACUUUUAUUAUUAUUCUUAUUAUCACUAUUAAUAUUACUAUUAUUAAUAUUAAUAGUAUUAUUAAUAUUAUUAUUAUUAUUAUUUCUAUUUUAAUAUCAAUAAUAAUGAUAUUCAUCACAAUCAUUGUUAUAUACUCCCUCCAUCCCGAAAUGGUUCGCCAAAUUAAAUUUUUUUGAUCAAUGACAAACAACUUUGGACAAUGUUAAAAUAUGUUCCGAUAUAGAUUUCAAUUAUCUUUGUUUAAAAGCACACCUUUGAAUAAUUUUAGAAUAGAUAAUUAUAGGUUAUGAAAUUAGUCUAAUUUGGAUACUUUUAAUUAAAUGAAAUAACUCCUAAUAUUUGAACAAAAAUAAAGAUAAUAGAUAUAAAAUUGUGACAUAGUAAAUUUUAGUGACUAUAUCUACUUUCAAAUUCCAUAUAAUAGUGAAAAAUACUAUAAGUACCAUGAAUUUGUACACCCCCUAAUUGACCGUGUACCCAAACAAUUAAUUUGAAAAAUGACUGGAUUUUCUGUCAAAAUGUGUGUACACAAACAGUGUACACUUUGUGUACAAAUUAUUUGGGGUACACCGAGGAUGCCUCUAUAAUAGGAGUAACAAUAAAAGCAUACUUAACCUUGGUCACAUUUUUUCUUAAAUUUAAUAUUAGUAAUAUUUAAUAAAAAAUUAUUUUAAAUUUUAAAAUUACUUUAGUUAGACAGAAAACUCUAAAGGUUAGUGCUCAGCUCGAAACAUAGUGCAAGUUAAUAAGGAUUGAAUUGAAACAAAGCGCAGAUAGAAUUGGAUUGUGGCACAUGUCAGAUAAAACUUAUCGUUGAGGAAUUUGCUUAGGGGUGAGAAGUAAAAGCUGAAAACAGAGAGAGACAAACCAGGGUAGCAACAAAAAGUUUCUAGCUCUCAUCCUACGUUUUUGCCAUACUACAACCUAUCAAGUGGUCGGCAGCAACACAUAUAUCUAAAGACAAUCCACCUCUCUCCCCAGUUGCUUAAAGAUCAUUGAACCCUUCAACGAAGGAGCAAUGGAAGGACAAGAAAUGCACUUGGUGUUACUUACGGUGGUUGUAUUUGCACUUGUUUGUGAUGGACGAAUGGUGAGUUUCAAUUCGGAAAAGGCAAUCCCAACAAACAGUACUAAUUUAAUAAGCCUCUAUGAAGAGCAAGAUAGAGUUGGAACUUCCAUUAUCAACACUUCUACUCCAAUUACUUUUGGAUGUGCAACUCAGCGGCAGGGCGAAGAAAGCCAAACUGCAACACUUGAUGGAGUAUUGGGAUUGGGCAAUAACCAAAUGUCCGCCGUAUUCUCUCACUGCUUCAAAAGAAUUGGCGGCGGAUCAUUUGUUCUUGGACAGGUUGUGGAGCCCAAUAUUAUUUACACUCCAAUUGUGCCCGGUGCAAAUUACCGUGUGGAGCUCCAGAGUAUUUAUAUAAAUGAGCAACUAGUACCAAUUGAUCCGCAAUCAUUUGGUACAAGCAAUGGAGGAACUCUAAUAGACUCUGGAACCACUAUGGCUUACAUUGUGAUGGAGGCAUAUGAUCCUUUUGUUAAUGCUAUCAACCAAGUUUUGUCAAGUAAUGUGCAUAUCUAUAAUGGCGAGGGUAGGCCAUGUUAUUCCUCCACAUCCAGUGUUUUUACCAUUUUUCCAUCUAUCCGUUUAAAUUUUGCUGGGGGUGCAUCAAUGAUUCUCAAGCCUAUAGACUACCUUAUACAUCAAGAUUCGGUGGAUGGAACUAGUCACUGGUGCUUGGGAUUUUUAAAAUCCGAAAAAAUUUCUGUCUUAGGAGAUCUUCUUCUCAAAGAUAAGAUCGUUGUUUACGAUUUAACUAAUCAACGGAUCGGAUGGACCGAAUACGACUGUUCUCAACCAAUCGAUGUAUCAAUAAGGAAGCCCAACAGCACUAAGAGGCACCCUUCACACCGUUUCCACCGGACCAUAAUACUGCUAUUUUCUGUAUUAUCAAUUUUAUUCUUCUUGCUUUUACUACUGGCAGUACUAGCUUGCUUAAAUUAUGUAAAGCAAAACAUGUUGGAGUCAAUGUCAUGACGAGCACUUUGUCACGGUGCGUCAAAAUAAUUCGAUACUAACACUUAUACGUAGUAUAGGUGAAGUAGAGUUCGUAUCCACAGGGAAAGGAAUACUUCUCUUUUUAUAAAACUAUGUAAAAAAAGGGAGGGAUUUGGAUUGAAUGAUUUGAUUUAAUCAGAAACUAAGAUGAACGACUUAUAUGAGAUUUAAUUC
This is a messenger RNA of Cuscuta europaea, 2373 nucleotides long. The record is from the annotation of a GenBank genome assembly. Lineage: Eukaryota; Viridiplantae; Streptophyta; Magnoliopsida; Solanales; Convolvulaceae.